Molecule: messenger RNA, 3121 nt
Organism: Brassica napus (rape)
Lineage: Eukaryota; Viridiplantae; Streptophyta; Magnoliopsida; Brassicales; Brassicaceae
Product: mucin-17-like
Exons: 17
Coding region: 7-2586 (859 amino acids)
Source: RefSeq, a predicted model, not a curated record
GAGGUAAUGGAGGAGAAUCUGAAGAGCAUGAAGGAUCGAAUGUCAUUACUGGAAGAAGAAAACAUGCAUCUUAGAGCCCGUGUGUCAGAGUUGGAAGGAAACAACAAUGUUUUUCCCACUAACGUGACACAACAGCGAUCCAGUGGGACACCUUUAUCUCCAAUGUCUCACACGCAACCAUCGAGUGAGACGCCUUUAUCUCCAAUGUCUCAACAGCCUAAUUUGACACAUGAGGAGACAAUGAUUGAAUCAGCUGCAUCUCCAAAGUCUCAACAAAAUGAGGAUUACACGCAACCAUCGAGUGAGACGCCUUUAUCUCCAAUGUCUCAACAGCCUAAUUUGACACAUGAGGAGACAAUGAAUGAAUCAGAUGAUGACACUCCUGCCCUUGAUACUCAAGUAUUCUCUCCUAAUCUGACAAAAGAGAAAGAAACAAGUGAGUCACCUGCUGAGAGGCCAUCCAAUCCUAAUCAAGAUGGAAAACCAGAUGAUGAGAUUGUGAGAGAGAAAUUAACAAGGGAGUCACCUGCUGCUCAGAGUCAAGUUUCGCAGAAAGAAACAGUGGAAAUGAAUGAGACACCUUCUUCUCCAAUAGCUCCAAAGAGUAUUGAAACUCCCGUUUAUACUCCAAGUCAGACUCAGCAGAUUGAGAGAGAGCCAUCGGAUGACACGCCUGCCCUUGAUAGUCAAGUUUUCACUCCUAAUCUGACAAAAGAGAGGGAAACACAAACCUCUACUGAUGAGACGCCACCCAAAACUAAUCAAGAAGAAGGAAAAACAAAUGAUGAGAUUGUGAUUGAGUCACCUGCUGCUCAGACUCAAGUUUUGCAAAAAGAAACACUGGAAAUGAAUGAGACACCUUCUUCUCCAAUAUCUCCAAAGAGUAUUGAGGCUCAAGUUUUUACUCCAAUUCAGAAACAGCAGACGGUAACAGAGGGAACGUAUGAGGCUACACAGCCAUUGACUGAGAUCAUUUCAGCAAACAAUAAAAAGGAGGAUACACAUGCUGUGCAUCACACACCUUCCUCUCCAUUGUCUUCACUAAUUGCACUAGUUAUUGAAGAAAAUAAGAAUGCUUUGAGUGAGACAGAAACUGCGACCCAAUAUUUUUCUCUAAGUGAGGGAGAGGAGACACAAUCAAGCAGAAAGAAUCAAGCAGAAGAAAAUCUCAAGGAUACUACAAAACAUACAACUGAGCUAGUUUCCACAGAUGUUUCGAAGACACAGCCUCUUACACAGCCUCUUACACAGCCUCUUACUCAGCAAACACAGCACCUUCAGACAAGUGAGGGAGAGCAAUCCGAUGAGACACCAUCAGAGCAGAAUCAAGCAGAAGAAAAUCUCAAGGAUACUACAGAACCUACUACUGAGCUAGUUUCCACAGAGCCUACUACUGAACCUACUACUGAGCAUGUUUCGAAGAUACCGCCUAUUACUCAGAAAACAGAGCAUCUUCAGACAAGUGCUAUAGAUUUUUCAGAAACAAACGAGGUUGAAGUAAGCAGGCUUCUAGCUCACUUUCAAAUAGGCGCAGAGGUUGAGAUUUUGUCUACUGAUGACGAAAUAUGGUAUCCAGGAAAGGUUGUUGAUCUUAAACUGUGUGAAGGACUAGAGGAGCUGACAGUUGAGUACACGACACUCUUCGCAGACCAACAUAGACUUCAGAAACUUCAGGAUACUAUCACGGCUGACAAAAUACGUCCUGCAACACCAACUAGUGACCAAAAAUCCUUUGAGAUGAUGGAUAAGGUAGAAGUCUUUUACAACAAUGGCUGGAGCAGCGGACAAAUUAGCAUGGUACUUGGUGAUAACACAUACUCGGUGUGUCUCUAUACUUCUAUGGAAACUAUUCUAUUCAAACAUUCAGAUUUGCGAAUUCAUAGAGAAUGGAAAGAUGGAGUCUGGAAGAUGGCAGAUAAGGUGAAGCCUGAUAAGAAAAGGAAAGCUGCUGCCUCAUCACAAAAUUCAGGAAUGGAUAAUGUUUUCCUAAGAAGGAGCGAGAGGGUGCCUAAACGAUCUAGAGACACAAAAACUCCAUUCAAGUCUGACAGAAAUCCGGCUUUAACUGUAAUACCUGAGAUUAUACCUGCAGUUGAUCCGUUUUCAACUCCUGCGGAACAUAAGCUUUCAAGGCUUCAAAAUUGGAUGACAUUAAAGCCCGGCAUGCAUGAAACGUCCCUAUCAAUCAAUGAUAAUAAGAUAAGGAAAUCUUUCUUUCAAAGCAUGGAAAAUGCAAAAAAGGACCUUAAGAAAGAGCACAUUGAUGGAGCCUUUGCAAUGCUAAAUUGCAGAAGAAAUGAGAAUGCUGCUUGGUUCCACAACUACAAGAUUCCAAAGGCGUGCUUCCUACCUAUGGAGUUCUUGCAUUGCUUGCUCUCUCAUGAUUUGGCUUACAAGAAAGAAAAGGUCAAAGGUAAAAAGAUUUUCAACGAUUUAUUUAAAGAUAUUGUAAGAGGGAAGGUAUAUCCAGAGAAGACAUGGGGAGAAGAUGUUGAUGUUGUGUAUGGGAUUACUCUUGGAAAAAAAAAGCAAUGUCUGGAUUGGGAUGGAAAUUCAUUUGAAGAAGAAAAGAAUCACAGUAUAUGAUUGUUUUCAAAAGGAAAGCAACAGCAUUGAUAUUCCUCAAGUGAAAAAGUUGGCAGGUAUGUAUAAACAAUUUGUAUUUGAUGUAUUCAACUGUUUCUUGGUUUGAAAUAUUCAACUGAUUCUAUCUUGAUAUUGAUUUUUAAAUAUGACAGUGUUGAUUUCUGAUCUGCUGGUGGAAUCUUCUGGUGAUGAGGUAGAUAAAGUGAAGAUGAUUCCAUUUGAGGUUGAGCAGGCACAAGGUUUACCCAAGACAAAACAUCCUUUCAACUGUGGGAUAUUUCUUGUCAAGAUUCUGGAGUGCCAGUCAUUGAAGAUAGGAGACAUGACAAAGAUUAAUGAUGACAAUGCAUUGGAGCUAAGGAGAACCUUGUCUUGUGAGAUCUUCAACCAAUUUGUGGAUGAGAGCUUUGGGAAAUGAGAAUGAUGCAUCAAAACAUUUUUUGUUUUAGUUAAGACUCGGUUUUAGUUAUGACUGUUUAUUUUGUUAUGUUGUUGGCGUCUGGUUACAUAAGAAAGAUUGGAAGGAUAUCAAGUA